Lycium barbarum (goji berry) is the source of this 1569-nucleotide messenger RNA. Its product is annotated as sugar transport protein 5. Gene Ontology annotation, molecular function: monosaccharide transmembrane transporter activity. Gene Ontology annotation, cellular component: membrane. Gene Ontology annotation, biological process: monosaccharide transmembrane transport. NCBI's taxonomy places the organism in Eukaryota, Viridiplantae, Streptophyta, Magnoliopsida, Solanales, Solanaceae. The record is from RefSeq and is a predicted model, not a curated record. The transcript has 6 exons.
AUGGCAAUUGGCGGCAUGGCUGUUGAUGGACAAGUUAGCGAUAACCACUUUAAUAGGAAGAUAACAUUUGAGGUUGUCAUCAAUAGCAUUGUUGCUGCAUCAGGCGGCCUCAUUUUCGGAUUUGACAUUGGAAUUUCAGGUGGAGUGACAAUAAUGAAGCCAUUUCUUGAAAAAUUCUUCCCAUCAAUACUGAAGAAGGCAUCAUUUGUUGGUGCUGAAGAUAACGUGUAUUGUGUAUACGACAGUAAGGUUUUAACAGCCUUCAUUUCAUCACUCUACAUAGCUGGCUUGGUUGCGUCUCUCAUAGCUGGUCGUCUCACGGUAGCCAUAGGACGAAGAAAUAUAAUGGUAGUAGGAGGCUGCACUUUCUUUGCUGGUGCUCUUAUCAAUGGAGCUGCUCAAAACAUUUCUAUGCUCAUCUUGGGUCGCAUUUUGCUAGCCUUUGGUGUCGCCUUUACUAACCAGGCUACUCCUGUAUACCUGUCAGAAGUGGCACCUUCAAAAUGGCGUGGUGCAUUCAGCACAGCCUUCCAAUUCUUUAUAGGCCUUGGUGUUGUUACUGCAAAUUGCACAAACUAUGGCACCUCGAAGCUUAGCUGGGGAUGGCGCCUUUCCCUCGGCGUAGCCAUAGUUCCGGCCGCAAUAAUGACCAUAGGUGUAUUUCUCAUUUCCAACACACCUAGCAGCCUAGUUGAGCGAGGAAAAUUGGAGUAGCCAAAGAAAUUGCUGGCAAAAGUUUGUGGAACCACUAGCAACACCGAAAGCGAAGCAAAAUUAGCUGAUCUUAUUAAGUCUUGUUAAAUUGCAAGAGCCUCAAAGGAAGAGCCUUUUGUGACAAGCUUUAAGAGACAACAUCGGCCUCACUUGGUCAUGUCCAAUGCCAUACCAUUUUUCCAGCAAAUGAGUGGUAUUAAUAUCAUUGCAUUCUAUGCACCUGUGCUUUUUCGAUCAGUAGGUUCAGGAAAUAACUCGGCUCUACUUAGUGUUAUGUUUCUUGGAGUAGUCAAUCUUGGUUCAAUCCUUGUGUCUACUGGUAUUGUUGAUCGGUUUGGUAGGAGAUUUCUCUUCAUACAGAGCGGAGUACAAAUGCUCAUCUGCCAGGUAGCAAUUUCUUCUACACUGGCAGCUUCAAUAGGUGAAAAUGGAAGCAAACACAUUAGCAAGCAAUAUGCCGCCUUAGUACUUGCCCUGAUGUGUAUAUAUGCUGCUGGUUUUGGUUGGUCAUGGGGUCCUCUAAGUUGGCUCAUUCCAAGCAAAAUAUUUCCGAUGAACAUUCGAUCAACUGGGCUGAGCAGGUGUUCACCCCGGGGGCUGAGCAUAAGUGUGGCCGCGAACUUUGCCACCACAUUUGUGCUGUCUCAAACGUUCUUGGCCAUGCUUUGCCACUUCAAGUAUGGGGCUUUCUUGUUCUUUGUUGGUUGGAUUGCUGUUAUGACCAUUUUUAUUUUGAUGUUCAUGCCUGAGACUAAAGGUGUUGCUUUGAAUUCCACGCAUCAAGUGUGGGGAAACCACUGGUUUUGGGGUAGAUAUGUCAAAAGAUCAACCCUAGUGCCACAGCAAAGAAGUUGA